AUGACUUCGGAAGGCCAUUGUGUUUUUGCGCUGGUCUACGUGGACGAUGUCUUGGUGACUGGAAGCUCGCUCGAGAUGAUUGCGCACACCAAGAAAGACCUCAAGACACGCUUCGAGAUGACUGAUAGCGGCAAGUGUGCCUUUGUUCUUGGGAUCGAGUUAUUGGACGGUGAAGAUGGCAGCGUGACUAUGUGUCAGCGCCGUUAUGACGACGAUGUCCUCAAGCGCUUUGGAAUGGAUGAGUGCAAGGCUGUGGCAAGUCCGGUGGACGUCAGCUCUCGACUGGUUCCGAGCAACUCUGCAAGCAAGGUGGAUGUCCCAUUCCGUGAAGCAGUGGGUGCUUUGAUGCAUCUGACGACUGCAACGCGACCGGACAUCGCCUAUGCUGUAAGCUUUGUGUCACGGUUCAUGGAGAAACCCCAAGAAGAACACUGGGUUGCAGUCAAGCGCAUCUUCCGCUACCUACAAGGCACCAAGAUGCAUGGAAUCUGCUACAAGCCAAGUGCGAAGAUCGACUUUCGAGGCUAUUCAGAUGCAGACUGGGCCGGUGACCUUGCUGAUCGCAAAUCGACGUCCGGCUACGUCUUCAUGCUAUUGGGUGCUCCGGUGAGUUGGGGCAGCAAGAAACAGCCAAGUGUGUCACUGUCUACAAGCGAAGCGGAGUACAUCGCGCUCAGCCUGGCGAUCCAAGAAGGCAAGUGGAUCAAUCGCUUGCUGUGCGAGAUCAUGGCGGCUGCAAACGAAGAAGGACCCGAGCUCGUCAUCCGUGAAGACAACCAGUCGUGCAUCAAGAUGACGAAGAAUCCGGUCAACCACGGCCGCGCUAAACACAUCGACAUCAAGUACCAUCACAUCCGUGAUGAAGUCAAGCACGGCGAAGUGAAGCUUGAAUACUGCGAGACGACGUUGAUGUUGGCGGACAUCAUGACGAAGGGACUUCACGGACCGCGUCACAAGGACUUGACGGCGGCGCUUGGCAUCCGUGCGUGUUCGGAUUGA
Messenger RNA from Peronospora matthiolae, 999 nucleotides. The record is from the annotation of a GenBank genome assembly. NCBI's taxonomy places the organism in Eukaryota, Oomycota, Peronosporomycetes, Peronosporales, Peronosporaceae.